Messenger RNA from Aplosporella prunicola CBS 121167, 1437 nucleotides. RefSeq lists its product as uncharacterized. Gene Ontology annotation, biological process: regulation of membrane potential; sodium ion export across plasma membrane; intracellular potassium ion homeostasis. Lineage: Eukaryota; Fungi; Ascomycota; Dothideomycetes; Botryosphaeriales; Aplosporellaceae. The transcript has a single exon. The record is from RefSeq and is a predicted model, not a curated record. Gene Ontology annotation, cellular component: plasma membrane. Gene Ontology annotation, molecular function: sodium:proton antiporter activity. Bases 1 to 1437 code for a protein of 478 amino acids.
AUGGUCUGGUCCCAGAUCGAGCCCACGGCACCGCACCUCACCUACAUCGUCCUAUCCACCUUCCUCAUCCUCUACGCUCUCUUCGACCUCUUCAUCCGCAACCGCCUGCACCUCUCGGAGCCCCCUCUCGCCACCGCUGUCGGUAUCAUUUUCGGUCCCAAAGGCGCCGGCAUCUUGCACCCAGAGCACUGGGGCAUCGACGAUGUCUUCAUGCAAGAGUUCACGCGCAUCAUCCUUGGGAUCCAAUGUUUUGCUGUUGGCAUUGAGCUGCCCCCGCAUUGGUUCAGCCAGCACUGGCGCAGCGUGGCGUACAUGCUCGGCCCUGUCAUGGCGUAUGGAUGGAUCGUUUGCGCCGUUUUCAUCCACUUCGUCCUUAAUAUCGACUUCGUUACAUCGCUGAUUAUCGCGGCUUGCUUGACACCGACGGACCCGAUCCUUGCUGCCAGUGUUCUAUCAAACAGCCAGUUCUCGACACGUGUCCCGGAGCGACUGAAGAACCUGUUGUCAGCAGAGAGUGCUUGCAACGAUGGGGCAUCGUUCCCCUUCAUCUAUGUUGGUUUAUCGAUCCUCACUCGUACGACGGUCCGUGGUAUUCUCGGGAAGUGGUUCUUCAUUACAAUCCUCUGGCAAUGCAUCUUCGGCGCUUUCCUGGGUCUCAUCAUCGGUCAGGUUGCCAACCGCAUCCUCCGCUUCGUCCAUGACAAGGAGAUGAUCGGAAGCGCUUCCUACCUAAUCUUCUACUUGUUGGCUGCCGUCUUCUGCACCGGAGUUGCCAGUACGCUCGGGACCGACGAUUUCCUGCUUGCUUUCAGUGCGGGUAUUGGCUUCGCCCGUGAUGGCUGGUUUCGCGAACGGACCGCUGAGGCGCGCAUAGCCGAAAUUAUCGACCUCCUGCUCAAUUCUACCAUGUUCGUUUACUUUGGCUCCAUAAUCCCCUGGUCAUCCUUCACCAUGAAAAGUGAGCUGUUCCGUAUCAACCCAGGCCUCCUUCUCGGUCUUCUGGUCCUCGUGCUGCUGUUCCGCCGUAUCCCUGUUGUCUUCACCCUCCAGCCUUUGAUCAAGGAUAUCCAAACCCGUCGAGAGGCUCUGUUCGCAGGUCACUUUGGUCCGAUAGGGAUUGGCGCGCUCUUCUUGGCCAUUGAAAGCCGUGCCCAGCUGGAGACGGACUCGUCAGAGCCACUGCCCCAUCCGCCUGGCGACUUGCCAUUGCGCCGUCAGCGAGCAGUGGAGGUGAUCUGGCCUGUGGUAUGCUUUGUAGUCCUUGGGUCGACGAUGGUGCAUGGGUUGAGCACUCUGGCGAUCAGUGUCGGGAGCCAUUAUUCACGGAAGGAGGGUGAGAGGGCGCCGUUGAUUGGAGGAGAGAGGGAACGGUUUGCUGGCAUGAUCCACGAGGAGAUUGAAGAGGAGGAAGAGGAGGCGGGCGACUGCGCGUACUAG